GAGUACAAGGAGAACUUGGACCGCAUCAAGCACCCGCAGCAACAGGCGCCGGCCGACCCACAGCCUGUUGUGCUCUCCAAGGAGGCAGCGCCUGCGCCUGAAGCCCGCCCCCAGCCUCGCCCCUCAGCGGCCGGUGCACGCAGCGCCCAGUCGGCUACGGAGCUUGUGGCCUGGAGGGGUCGGAUGGCCCUCAUGGUGGAGUCGCUGCCUGUGCAGGAGCAGGCUGAGUGGAACACUCUCCUGGACGGCGAGAUGAAGGCUGCCUUCAAGCGGUUGGGGGCAGACAGCAGUGAGGUCCAGCUCGUGGCCCAGGCCGAGAAGGCUCCCGCGUCCCAGAAGUCCUCAAACUUCAGCCGCACGCUGCUGGCCUUCGUGGUUAGCUUUAGCAUGCCUGUCGCCGGCAUGUACGUGUACCGUGCCAUCAAGCAGGUGCCGGGGACCGACCUCGAUGCACGAUUCCUGGCUGAUG
This is a messenger RNA of Symbiodinium pilosum, 469 nucleotides long. The record is from the annotation of a GenBank genome assembly. Lineage: Eukaryota; Dinophyceae; Suessiales; Symbiodiniaceae.